Molecule: messenger RNA, 1227 nt
Organism: Castor canadensis (American beaver)
Lineage: Eukaryota; Metazoa; Chordata; Mammalia; Rodentia; Castoridae
Source: RefSeq, a predicted model, not a curated record
GCAAGGUGAGUGCUGAAGAUGGCUCAGAGAACAGGCUGAUUCAAAAUGGAGCCCCUGACCUUUGAGGAUGUUGCCGUGAGCUUCACCCUGGAAGAAUGGUGCUGUUUGGAUCCUUCCCAAAAGAAGCUCUACAGAGAAGUGAUGCUAGAAACCUAUAGAAACCUGUCCUACAUAGAAGAAGAAAAUGAAAACAUUGAAAAGGACUUCAGGAAUCCCAGAAGAAAUAUGAGAAAUGAAAUGUUAGAGUUACUGCGUGAAUGUAAACAAUGUAUUAAGUGUGCAGAAUCCUUUCAACAGACUCCAGAGAACAUUGUAAACAAGGGUACUCGGCUUAGAACAGCACCAUGUAAAAGCAGUAUAUGUGAUGCUUAUGGGAAAACGUUUACUGAUGGCUUGGCUCUUCUAAUCCAUGAAAGGUUACACAAUGUAGUGAAAACUCAUGGAUGGAAACAACUUGGAAAAGUCUUCACUCCAUGUGGUACCUUUCACUUUCAUGAAACUUCUCACAUUAGUGAGAAACCCUAUGGAUGUACACAAUGUGGGAAAGCCUGCACUCCUUCCAGUAACCUUCAUAUUAAUGAAGGAAUUCACAUUGGAGAAAAACCUUAUGAAUGUAAGCACUUUGGGAAAGUCUUUAGUCAAGCCAACGGCCUUCAGAGAUGUGAAAGAACUCACACUGGAGAGAAACCCUAUGGAUUUAAGCAAUGUGGGAAAGCCUACACUGAUUCAAGUGCCCUUCGAUACCAUGAAAGAACUCACACUGGAAAGAAACCACAUGAAUGUAAGCAAUGUGGGAAAGCCUACACAUUUUACAGUGCCCUUCGUAGUCAUGAAAGAGCUCACACUGGUGAGAAACCCUAUGGAUGUAAGCAAUGUGGGAAAGCCUACACAUUUUCCAGUAAUCUUCGUGUUCAUGAUAGAACUCACACUGGAGAGAAACCCUAUAAAUGUAAGCAAUGUGGGAAAUCCUUUAAUCAACUCAAUCACCUUCAAAGACAUGAAAGAAUUCACACUGGAGAAAAACCCUAUGGAUGUAAGCAAUGUGGGAAAGCCUUCACUGAUUCAAGUGCCCUUCGAUAUCAUGAAAGAACUCACACUGGAGAGAAACCCUAUAAAUGUAAGCAAUGUGGUAAAGCCUACUUUUUUUCCAGUUCCCUUCGUGGUCAUGAAAGAACUCACACUGGAGAGAAACCCUAUGCAUGUAAGCAAUGUGGGAAACCUUACUGA